AUGGCUUCAUCCGGACAGUCAUCGCAAGAUCAGACCGAUCGAGUCGAAGAGACUUCAAUCUGGCAUCCGGCCCAGGAAUGGCCCGACGAGGCCAAUGAUACCACAGAGCCGGAGUACCAGCCCAGUCAAUCACGGUCCGGCGACGAUGAGUGGGAAGAUGAGACGGAUGAAGAGGCUCACUUAACGGCCUCGGAAUCCAACGAGAUCGAUAUUGAUAACGUACGGUUCAGCAAUGUUCAGGGAAAUACAAUACAUAUAAAUGUUGGUGGCAUCCGGGUCGAGUUUAAUACGGAGGAUAUCGAAGCGGACGAGAACGCAGGCGCCAAUGAUGGAAUUGUAGUCGGAGAAGAUGGACAGACCAACCCCACAGUCGUUUCGAGAUCUAGCAUUCUCCAAUUACUCGCCACGUCGGGUCUGGGUGAUUUUUUUUGUGCCCAGGGCUGGUCACUAGGCCCGCAACAAGACAUCAUCGGCGAAGAUGACGAGGAUGAAGAUGUUGGUUUUUUCAAUAACCAUAUGAUGAGGAGGGGCGGGAGACGAGGCAGGCCGAAAUUUGAAUGGCCAAAGGUACCCAGUGACAAGGGCACGCAAUUGAUGAAUUCUGGCCAUUUUGGUACGAAUCCCUAUUACGUGGAUCGGAUCAAAAAGCGCAAACAGGCCUUUGCAUCUAAUCUCAUGUGGCGGGAGCUGGGUAUUGGCUCGCAUGGAUUACGCAUGAGAACGGACCAGUCAAUCUUUCAGGUGAAUGACUUCUGCCCCGAUCACGCUUCAAUUGCAAAAGCUGAUAGUGAAAACUACAUGCAGAAUAUGUUGCCUGGAUCUCAGGCAGAUAAGAUCAUCCAUUAUGACUCACGGAGCUACUCUGGACAGUUUUCAGAUGACGGAAACUUCUUCUUCUGCUGUGAGCAGGACUUCAAAGUCCGGAUGUACGAUACCUCGAAUCCGUACGAAUGGAAAUACUACAAGACGGUUGAAUAUCCAUUUGGUCAGUGGACGAUUACAGACGCCUCACUCAGUCCCGACAAUCGGUUUCUGGUGUACAGCUCGAUUCGAAGUGCCGCCUAUUUAGCACCCACAGACCCAGAGGAUGACACGUAUCCGAAUAUUCUGGACUUCUCAAUUGCGCCGGGCCAUACCCGCCAGCAUGUUUCCGAAAGCUCGCGAUCACGCUUCGGUAUCUGGUCACUCCGAUUUUCAGGAGACGGCCGCGAGAUCGUCGCGGGCACCUCGGAUGAUUCAGUGAUCGUUUUCGAUUUGGAGACACGAACACCCGUGCUGAGUCUGCAAGAUCGACACCAACAUCAUGUCAAUGCGGUGUGUUUUGGAGACACCUCAUCUCCGCACAUUCUUUACUCUGGAUCCGACGAUACAACGCUGCGUGUGUGGGAUCGCCGAUCGAUGGCCGAUGGGCGCGAAGCCGGUGUCUUCAUGGGUCAUACCGAGGGACUCACAUACAUCGACAGCAAGGGCGAUGGUCGCUACGUGCUCUCAAACAGCAAGGAUCAAACCAUGAAGCUUUGGGACCUGCGAAAGAUGAUGUCGGCCUCCAAGGCCGACGAGAUUAACACAUAUGCAUACUCGACUGAAUUCGACUAUCGCUUUGAAGAGUUUCCGGAGUCUCAUCGGGAAGCGCAUCCGGACGAUCGAUCGAUAGUCACCUUUCACGGUCACAGGGUUCUCAAAACGCUCAUCCGCUGUCAUUUCUCUCCGCCGGGCAGCACCAACUCGCGCUAUGUCUACACGGGCAGCUCGGAUGGCCAGGUAUAUGUGUAUAACAUGGAUGCCACCCUGGCCGGUACUAUUGACGUCCGGUCAGCCACCAUGAACUCGCGCCCGCGUGGGCCAGAGACCCUCGCCAACGUGUGGGACAUGGGUGGAGACUCAACUUGGAGAACUUGUGUUCGCGAUGCAAGUUGGCAUCCCAAUGUUCCAAUGAUAGCAGCGACUUCAUGGAAUGGAUGGGGUCUGUCUACAGGAACUUGCACCGUCCACUCCUGGAAUGACGGAGCCGAUAUUGACGAAGGUGAUCCGCCGAUCGGUCGGAAUUUCGAUCACAAAUUGAGAGCGCUCCCUCGGUACAACAACUACCGGGCCAAUGCUCCAUCUGAAGGCGCGCAACAACGUACACGGCGACCUCUUCGCAGUCGGCCUGUAGCUCGGAUGUACACCGACGACUCCGACGAGGAAACUAGUGAAUGGUGA
Penicillium oxalicum is the source of this 2202-nucleotide messenger RNA. RefSeq names its product WD40 repeat domain-containing protein. The transcript is spliced from 4 exons. The record is from RefSeq and is a predicted model, not a curated record. Gene Ontology annotation, molecular function: protein binding. Lineage: Eukaryota; Fungi; Ascomycota; Eurotiomycetes; Eurotiales; Aspergillaceae. Gene Ontology annotation, biological process: proteasome-mediated ubiquitin-dependent protein catabolic process. Bases 1 to 2202 code for a protein of 733 amino acids. Gene Ontology annotation, cellular component: Cul4-RING E3 ubiquitin ligase complex.